Molecule: messenger RNA, 1756 nt
Organism: Alexandromys fortis (reed vole)
Lineage: Eukaryota; Metazoa; Chordata; Mammalia; Rodentia; Cricetidae
Gene: Slc35a4
Product: solute carrier family 35 member A4
Exons: 1
Coding region: 1-975 (324 amino acids)
Biological process (GO): pyrimidine nucleotide-sugar transmembrane transport
Cellular component (GO): Golgi membrane
Molecular function (GO): pyrimidine nucleotide-sugar transmembrane transporter activity
Source: RefSeq, a predicted model, not a curated record
AUGAGUGUAGAAGAUGGGGGUGUGCCAGGCCUAGCCCGUCCAAGACAGGCUCGCUGGACCCUGAUGCUAUUCCUGUCUACUGCCAUGUAUGGUGCCCAUGCACCGUUCCUAGCCCUGUGCCAUGUGGAUGGCCGAGUGCCCUUCCGGCCCUCCUCAGCUGUGUUGCUCACUGAGCUGACCAAACUACUGCUGUGCGCCUUCUCCCUCCUGAUGGGCUGGCAAACAUGGCCCCAGGGCACAGCACCCUGGCGCCAGGCUGCCCCUUUUGCCCUGUCAGCCCUGCUCUAUGGCGCCAACAACAACCUGGUGAUCUAUCUGCAGCGUUACAUGGACCCCAGCACCUACCAGGUGCUGAGCAAUCUCAAAAUUGGAAGCACAGCUCUGUUGUACUGCCUCUGCCUUGGGCGUCGCCUCUCUGCACGGCAGGGGUUGGCACUGCUGCUGCUGAUGGCUGCAGGAGCCUGCUAUGCGUCGGGUGGCUUUCAGGAACCCAUGAGCACCCUUCCUGGACCUCCGUCAGCAGCCGGAUCCCGUGCCAUGGCCUUGCAUAUCACUCCCCUGGGACUUGUGCUCCUCCUCUUGUACUGCCUCAUCUCCGGCUUGUCCUCGGUGUACACAGAGCUGAUCAUGAAGCGACAGCGGCUGCCCUUGGCUCUUCAGAACCUCUUCCUCUACACUUUCGGGGUGAUCCUGAACCUUGGACUGUAUGCCGGCAGCGGCCCCGGCCCGGGCUUCCUGGAGGGUUUCUCUGGGUGGGCAGUGCUGGUGGUGCUGAACCAGGCGGUAAACGGACUGCUCAUGUCGGCUGUCAUGAAGCACGGCAGCAGCAUCACGCGCCUCUUCGUCGUGUCCUGCUCCCUGGUGGUCAACGCUGUGCUUUCAGCAGUGCUGCUGCAGCUCCAGCUCACAGCCGUCUUCUUCCUGGCCACGCUGCUCAUUGGCCUGGCUGUGUGCUUGUACUACGGUAGCCCCUAAGGCCUUGGCUGCCCCCACACCCACUUGUGGCUGUGUAGAUUAGAUGCAACCACCAGAGCCACCUCCUAUCUUACCACCACACCCCGCCCAGCAGCCCUGUAACAAGUGCCUUGUAAGAAACACUGAGGUGGCCGUGGCCUUUGGAUGUUCAGGGGGGUGAGCGUUACCCCUAGGAGGUAUAAAGAGUGGGCUUGGUUAAGGAAGCGCCUAACCACACCCCUAUAUUCCUUCAUACUAAAGAACUGGAAGCUCCAAACCGAAGCCCGGGCAUCCUGUCCUUGAGGAACCCUGCCUCGUCCUGCAUGCACAUGGCUACUUAAGUUUGCUCUUCUUGCCUGCUGUGGUGCCUGAAGCUUGGUGCUGGCUGCUCCGCCCGGCAUGGUGGCCACAUAAGGGAUUCUUAGUUUGCCCUCUCCACAGUGCUGCUCCUCUUUCCCAGCCAUUCUGGAAAGGUCAGAGGGGGCUGGGGUUUGUUCAUCUCAGGAAACGUUGCCCCUGGGCCCUGGCUUAAGCCUACACUCCUGACCCCUGUGCUAACUCAAGGGCCCCGCUGAAGCCCACUUGACCUCUAAGGCACCUAGGAGGUACUGUUUUUCCCACUCGUUCCCCCUCCUAGUGGUAUUCCACCUCCCAACAGCCUCGGAAGGCUCUGCAGAGUAACCAGGGACCAGGUACAGAAAACGUUUAUAGCUAAUCAGUGUCUAACUACUUAAGCAAUAAGGUCUUAAUAAAGUGUUGAGGGCGUAGGGUCCUUCCUACAGCCUCUCACAGUUGUACGUGU